This is a messenger RNA of Papaver somniferum (opium poppy), 558 nucleotides long. RefSeq names its product F-box/kelch-repeat protein At3g06240-like. The transcript has a single exon. The record is from RefSeq and is a predicted model, not a curated record. NCBI's taxonomy places the organism in Eukaryota, Viridiplantae, Streptophyta, Magnoliopsida, Ranunculales, Papaveraceae. The coding region runs from base 1 to 558 and encodes 185 amino acids.
AUGGAUGAUCCAGUGAAAGAAUUAAAAGGAGUUGCUUUCAGUACAGUUUUGGGAUCUUGUAAUGGCUUGCUUUGUUUAGGUACCAUCGGCAGUAAUCCACUAAUUCUUUGGAACCCGUCAACUAGAGAAUAUAAGGUAAUUAUACCACCAGAUUACCAUUUGUUGCUUUCCUAUGGGUUUGGUUAUGAUAGCAAAAAUAACGAUUACAAGUUGGUAUGCAUAGAUUCGAUUUAUUUUCACGCAUUCACGUUAAAAACAGGUUCAUGGAGAAAAGUUGUCAACACCUUCCCCUGUGUGAAUCUUGGGGAACGAGUAGGUUUGCUUCUAAAUGGUGCUCUUCAUUUUACACAAACUACUAAGAGCCUCGGCGAAUUCUCCAAAGCCGUAGUUGCUUUUGAUAUUAGCAGUGAGAAGUUCAUGAAAUUUCCUUUGCCAAAAGAAUUUAUCAUACGCCAAACUGAUAGCACUUUUAAUCUCAGAGUGUUGGGAGAUUCCCUUUGUUUAUUAAUUUGUGGUGUCUAUACUCAUCGAGUUGAUGCAUGGAAAAUUACGGAGUGA